Bradysia coprophila is the source of this 908-nucleotide messenger RNA. RefSeq lists its product as uncharacterized. The record is from RefSeq and is a predicted model, not a curated record. Lineage: Eukaryota; Metazoa; Arthropoda; Insecta; Diptera; Sciaridae.
UCCACUGUCGGGAAUUAUUGUGUUCAUUCUCUGUCUUGAAUUCUACUAACAAAGUUUGCAAUUCUGAGAUCACAUUUCCAUUGAAAAAAUGUUACCGUUGAAGUUAGUGAUCGCGUUGGUGAUUGGUGUGUUUCAGGUCUGCAUAGCCAAUGGAACUACAAGAGAACAGGACGUAACGAAAUUGUUUUCAGCAGACGAAUUGCAGCGUGCAAAGGCAGCCCAAAUUUCCGAUGUUUCGUUAAUUGAUGGGAAAGGUUAUGGGCUCACAAUCGAGGAAAUUAUCCGAUUGCAUCCACUAAAGAGUGUAAAAAGUGAACGCACCUUUAAGUUUUUGGACAAAGUAUGCAAAAUUCUACUUCCUGGCCACCAAACAGUCACAAAUUAUUCACUUGAACAUGAAAUUCACUUGCACGUUUUGGCUGAUUCGCAGAACUUGCCGCAACGCGAACUGUAUACCUAUGUUCGAAACACGAUUUGCGCUUAUCUAAGUGAACCAGAUUUGUACGAAACAGAAGCGAACACAUUCGGCUCAAAAUUGAUUCCUUACAUGAAAAUUCGUUACUUGAAAUUGAAAGCUCGAAACGGUACAGUGCCGGAACGAAUCGAAUUGGCGAAACGAAUGUGCUGCGUCUUGAACGGUGGAGAUUUGGCCAUUUUUUCGGUUGAAUCAACUGUCAGUUGCUUAUCUGAGCCAGAAUCGAAUAGAUUCGUUCAGUAUUGGGCACAAUUUAAAUCAGCCGACACUUUCAAGUCAUUGCAAAACCUUUGUGACUUCGUCCAAGCUCCUCCAGCCUACCAAUGUCAAACAGAUGAUCGAAAACCUAAUGGUAUAUAAUCGGACGAGCUGUCAAUUUCACACGUGUGCAGGCUAGACCCGUAGGUCUUUGUAUAAAUAAAUUUUAGUAAUC